AUGUUUGAUAAUUUUAUUAUUGUCAAUAAACCAUUCGAUAUUUUGAUUAACAGCGAUGAUAGCAAACCCACUGUUCAAACGUUACUAAAAGACACCUUUCCAAACUUGGCCAAUUCCGAUUUUCAUGAAUUCCAUUUUGCAAAUCGUUUAGAUUAUUCGACAAGUGGUGUUAUGUGCAGCAUAACAAAGACAUCAUGCUCGGCAGCUGUGAAAGCUUUUGAGAAAAGACAUGCCAAAAAAUAUUAUUUGGCAUUACUCAGAGGAGGCGUUGGUGAAGAUAGGAGGCAUGUGAAAGGUUCCCACAAAAUGUGUGUAGCAUCUGAUGAGAAUUGUCAGUCCCCACGUGAUGCAAGUACUAAAAUUAUGAUAUUAUCAAAAGGCUUGUAUAAUGGAAAAGAAGCUACUAAAGUUUUGAUUAGGCCGCACACAGGCAGAAGACAUCAAAUACGUGUCCAUUGUCAGUUUAUUGGUCAUCCUAUAAUUGGGGAUUACACAUACGGUCGAUCAGAGGAUAAAAGGCCUUAUAGAAUGUUUUUACAUUCAUACAGAUUGAUUUUACCAAAUGAGAUUGAGGAUUUAGAUGUCCAAUCUAAGGAUCCAUUUGCAGAAUCUGAUCCAAAAAUCAAAUGGGUCCCUAAAGAUGUUAUAAAUAAAUUGGAAGAAUCAUCGUUUGAGAAAAUAAAUAGAGAUAUGAUGAAUGAAAUUUGUAGAAAUUGA
Molecule: messenger RNA, 717 nt
Organism: Ctenocephalides felis (cat flea)
Lineage: Eukaryota; Metazoa; Arthropoda; Insecta; Siphonaptera; Pulicidae
Product: RNA pseudouridylate synthase domain-containing protein 1-like
Biological process (GO): pseudouridine synthesis
Molecular function (GO): pseudouridine synthase activity; RNA binding
Source: RefSeq, a predicted model, not a curated record